Acanthoscelides obtectus is the source of this 1036-nucleotide messenger RNA. The record is from the annotation of a GenBank genome assembly. Lineage: Eukaryota; Metazoa; Arthropoda; Insecta; Coleoptera; Chrysomelidae.
GGGGUAACGACGGAGUCAUUUAGUACUUCAAAGCGGCAGUUUUCCAAUAUUCAUUUGCAUUUUUCAAGCGGUGUGCAACGAUUUCCAGAAAAUGUUUGCUACGGAUUGUCUUCUAGAGCCUAGUAGAGUAUAUUUCAAUGAUUCGCUUGCGUGGCCAUGUUAUCUUUACUCGAGCCUGUUAACAGUUAUCUUGUGAGGCCACGAUAUCUUUAUUCCAUUUAAUCGGGGGGUCCAAUCUGUCACGAAAUAGGCUGUCGGACCCAACAAUCUUGUAUUUCUGUGCUGGUGUCUUGUGUCUAGUUUAGUGUAUGUUUUGUGAUUCGUCCGUUUGAAUUUCUUUAACGGCUCUGUGUCUGACGCUGAAAUUGCGAAUUUAAAGAUUGAACUGUUCUUAUAUUUACGUAUUUUGAAAAAGAAAACUCACAAAUUCAUUAAACAGAUUUAUUGAAAAGGAUACAAUGAAUGCAUGGUGAUUCCAAAAGACAAGGUGGCUGUAACAUAGUCUGUCAAGAUGAAGAAAAGCACAAAAACGGUGCGCGAUGUCCCAAAGCAAAAGGCACCUAGGAGGUUGCCUCUGACGAAAAACCGUAUUAACGCAAUAAGCGAAGUGAUUGCUAAACCAAGUUCUGAAUCUAUAAUAUCUUCGGCACAUGCGAAUAUUCGUGUAGUUGUAAGAAUUCGACCUCGGAACAGCAGAGAACAUGGUGACAACAGCAGAGUUGUUGUCGAGGCUAUUGACCACCAAAUGCUGGUAUUUGAUCGAGAAGAAAAAGCUCAAGCAUUCUUUUUCCGUGGAGUUCAGCAAAAAGGUCGCGACUUGCUCAAAAAGUCUCAUAAGAACAUGCAUUUUAUAUUUGACAGGAUAUUUCCUCCACAAUCAACAACAGCAGAAGUAUUCCAAGAAACCACUCUGUCACUAAUUGAUUCACUCAUGGAUGGUCAUAACUGUUCUGUCUUUGCUUAUGGAGCAACUGGUGCAGGUGCUAAGAAUUUCACAGCUCCUGACCAGCUACUGGUGAAACAAAUUUCACGGUAG